GAAAACACACUGAGUUUCCUCCAUACUGCCUGGGCUCUUUUGAGAGCGCUGUGUGGGAGAGACGGAGAGAGAAAGACACGCCGCUAAAUGAGCCGCCGACAUCAAAGCCUCCAGACAAAAGAGGAGCACCGUUACCUGCUCACUCUUCUUGGGGAAAAGAGACCGAGAACAGAGAUGGAGAGAGAGGAGGGAGAUAGAUAGAAUAAAAGAUAGAGAGAGAGCGAGAGGGGAGGGAGUGCGAGGAGGGACAAGCGAAUCCAAACAGCAAGCAAGAGUGAAGGGCAAAGAGAGAGAGAGAGAGAGAGAGGGAGGGAGGGAGAGUGCGCGAGAGGCAAGAGGAAUUGUGCACGAGACAGGGACAGGCACAAAUAGCACAAACACACACUUAUGCACAUGCAAACAGAGGGAAAGGAAGGACUGGAGGAUCUGAAAGGCUGAAACCCAUUCUGUAUGCAAGCAUCCCUGGAGCUGUGGCUCUCUGGAAUCAGUGAGAAGAAGAGGGUGCAUGCGCGUGCGUGCGUGUGUGUGUGUGUGAGGGAGAGAGAGAGAACGUGUGUGUUUCUGGGGUGGUGUGUGUGAGAGAGAGUGUGUGUGAGCUGGAGCUGAUGAGAGAGACAGAGGGCUUCAGCUGCUGUUGCAGUUGCUGAGGGCUCUGUGUGCAGAGGAUGAUCGGCCAGCGCGGGCUCUGUCGCUCUUGUUGCCGGGAUCGUUGCCGUGGUGCGCCAUUACUGUUGCCGUUGCCGUUGCCGUUGCCGUCGUCACCGACGCCCCCAGCCACUGCGCUCACACACACCACUUCCAGUCAGGAGGAGAUAUGAGCUCCAAGCACUCCUCUGACUGGAUUCCCUACAGUACCCUAGAUGAUGAGAGCAGUAACCUCCGGCAGCAGAAGCUGGACAGACAGCGUGCUCUGCUGGAGCAGAAGCAGAAAAAGAAGCGUCAGGAACCUCUGAUGGUUCAGUCGAACGUGGAUGGGAGGUCACGUGCUCGCAGGACCAAGCAGUCUGAGGAGCAGGCACCACUGGUGGAGUCCUACCUCAGCAGCAACAGCAGCACCAUUUACCAUGUGCAAGAGGCCGAGCAGGAGGAGGCAAAGGCGCUCGCCGAGCCGCCGCGCUCCGCUAAAAAAGCCAAGGCCAGCGGCUCCACCCCGCAGACAGGCAGCGGCAAGAAGGAGAAAAAGGGAAAGCACAAAGGCAUCGAUGGUCCGGCUGCCUUCCAGGACGAGUCGCAGGACCUGGGCAGCCAGAUCCAGAUCCUGACGGUGGGGCACCUGUCUUCAGACGAGGCUGAGAGUGACAGCGUGAGCAGCACGCAGGCCUAUGGCAAGCAGGACCUGCGGGUCACAAUGCUGAAGAAAGGGAUUUCGAGCAGCAUGAACUUUGACGAAGAGGAGGACGACGACGAUGAAGUCAGCUCGAGUUCCUCGCAGCUCAACAGCAACACGAGGCCAGGCUCGGCCACCAGCAAAAAGUCCAGUAAGGAGGCUGCCUCAGCGUCCACCCCACUCGUCAAUGAACCCGCCAUCGACGUGGACGACCUGGAGGAGUUCACCCUGAGGCCGGCCCCCCAGGGCAUCACGGUCAAGUGCAGGAUCACCCGCGACAAGAAGGGCAUGGACAGGGGCAUGUACCCCACCUACUACCUCCACUUGGAACGGGAAGAUGGCAAGAAGGUCUUCCUGUUGGCUGGACGGAAGAGAAAGAAGAGCAAAACAUCUAAUUACCUCAUUUCCAUUGAUCCGACGGAUCUGUCUCGAGGGGGAGAAAGCUUCAUUGGGAAACUGAGGUCAAACCUCAUGGGUACCAAGUUUACAGUGUACGACGGUGGUAUGAAUCCUGGGAAGACCACCUCCAGCUUAGAGGCCAGCAACCUGCGGCAGGAGCUGGCCGCCAUCUGCUACGAAACCAACGUUUUAGGGUUCAAAGGCCCUCGUAAAAUGAGUGUCAUUAUUCCUGGAAUGAACAUGGACCAUGAGAGAGUAUCUAUCAGACCACGUAACGACCAUGAAACCCUGCUGGCGCGAUGGCAGAAUAAGAGCACAGAGAGUGUGAUUGAGCUGCACAACAAGACCCCGGUGUGGAACGACGACACCCAGUCCUACGUCCUCAACUUCCAUGGCAGGGUGACGCAGGCUUCCGUCAAAAACUUUCAGAUCAUACAUGACAAUGACCCGGACUACAUUGUGAUGCAGUUUGGCCGCGUGGCCGAGGACAUAUUCACUAUGGACUAUAACUACCCCAUGUGUGCCCUUCAGGCCUUUGCCAUUGCACUCUCGAGCUUUGACAGUAAGCUGGCCUGUGAGUAGCAUCCUCCCACCCCACCCACCACCAGAGGUAGAACCAGGGGUGUUCCACUGGUUCCCUCUGCCUGCCACCAAGGGCGAUGGGGCACUCGAAAUGUCCCCCAUGUCUCCCUGCUUUGGAGGGCAUGGAGAAUUCUUGACAAGCGAGAUACACUGUGUACGAAUGAUUCUGUGUGCAUGCGUGUACGUCGGUUUGUGUUUGUGUGUGUGUGUGUGUGUGUGUGUGUGUGUGUGUGUGUGUGUGUGUGGUUCUUCUGACCCUCCUGGCCUCAUUGCCUCAGAUCAGGACAUUUCAGCAGGAAUAAGCACAAAGACCACACCACGAGACACCCAACAAACACACUACAGUUUCAAGAGACCACCACAAUGAGGACAAAAAGAACUGUGAUGAUCUUAAAGGAGUUGUGUUAUCAGCUAUUAAUGUUAUUCACUCGCCACUUUUGUUCUUUUUUCUUUAAACCGAAAGCAUUGCGAUCACUGACACCCGUGCUGACAAACUUGUCUUAACCCUCUGAUAUUAACCAGCUAUGUGAGGAUUUUUGUUUAUCUCACACCAUACUGUACAAAUAUUUGACAUAGACUCACAUGUGUAACUAACCACUCGCACAAUGUAACUUACACUGCAGACCUGUGUGUCUUAUUAAGCACCAUUUUGACCCAUUCCGACAAAUCUUGUCUUUUAAAGUUUUCAGCUCUUUGAUGGAAUCUCCUUUUCAGGGCCACUCUACAUCACGUGCAAAGUCGGUAAAAUACAGCCUAAUGUUUUAUAUGACGUGUCACUGUUGGCAUCUCCUGCAGCUACCCUUUAUACUACCCUUUUUAAUAGCUGACACCUGAUGUAUCAUAUUUGAUAAUGGAUUUCUUGACUUAGUUUAAUAACACUCAUGUAAUAUUUUAAAAGCUGCCAAAUCACCCACUGAAGGCAGUAAAAAACAGUUCCAAUGGCUUUUUUUCAGUUGCACGUGGCAUGUAAAUGUGAGCAUUCUAUCUAUUUACCUAUAUAUUUAUGCAGUGCAACAUAGUUUACCGUAGUAUAAUUUAUCAAUCACCUGAAGAUCAUUGCCACACGCAAAUAUCAGUACUAUGAAUAGAUUGCAGUUAAACAUUAAACUGACCGGAAUGCCUGAUCUAGGCCCCUCUUUAAGGUUUCAAGACAGAGAUUGACUAUAUGGAUCAAAUAUGUAUUACAGUACAGUGCACUGGUCUUGCAUCUGGAUCCUAGAAACCCUUUUUGGAGUAGGAGAAUGUAUUGGAUGGAGGACUUCAUUCAGAGUUAACAGUGUAUGUUACAUAGCUGUAAAUAUUGUGCCUUCAGAAAAUGGAAUCUAAAAGGUUAUGCUUUAAUUCACUAAAAUGUUUCUAUUUCUGUCUCCUGAAGGAGGCUUUAAGAGGCUCCUCUCUGAGCCACGUCUGACUGUCAUCACUGGAUUGAGCGUGUCUUUCUGUACUCUACAUUUCCAGAGUCCCUGGGCUAUUUUCAGAGGGUGACAUGAUUGUGAGGCCAUUCUUACAGUGCCCCACUUUCAUAUAGCAUACUCUUCCUCAUUUACUAAGCAGUUCACUUGCUAUGCUCUCACUCCACGUCUGGGUGGUCCUGUAACUAUGUAAACUGCUUGGAACACAAAAUUCUAUAUGGUGAUAUGAUAUCAGUGUUUUUCUACAAAGACAGAAUAGUUUGGUUUUCAAAAAGUCUAAGUCUCCUAUAUUAGACUCAUAAUGGUCAUUCGAAUAAAGCUAUCUGUCCAUGCACACUUCUGCAGAUUGAGAAAGGGAAUCCUAAAAACAUACGUGCAUAUUUCUACACUCUAACAUGGCAGUUAUUCAGUACUGUGCUGUAGGCAGCUUUGGCAGUCUUACCCUGAUAUGGUAAUUUGAUAUAACAGAGCUAAUACUCAAUUUUCUCUGCAAUGGUACUUCUAUUAAAAACACUAUUUAAACCACAUUCUCAAAAGACAGAGUAGAAAAAGGCUGACAUGCAUCUAUAGUUUGAAAUGAAUUGUUGUGCUAUAACAGGUUCAGGUUCUCUUUGUCUAGGUUAUUUUAUGUGAUACUACAGUAAAUGGUGGCAUUUGGGUACCAAUGUUGGUGAGAAGGCAGCACUGCUGUGAGUGGAGAAAUCAACUGAAGCAUCAGAGACUCAGUACCCAGAUAUGUUUCUCCUCACAUCACAUACUAUUCUUAGGGGCGACCCAUACAUGAACUCUCAAGCUCGGAAGUGGUGACAGUUAUUUUGUAAUUCAUUUUCUAGUGAUGUUUUGCAAAAAAAGAAGAAGAAGAAAAUGCUGGCAAACAGCAAUUUAGUAUACCCAUCCCUGUAAAUUUUACAGAAAAUAUAAAGUCUGAUUGGUAUUCUUCCAGUGCGCAAUUUUUUUCUGUGCUUAAACUGAGUUCCAAAAUAACUUCAGUGCUUCUGUUGACUACGUUGUUCAAGAACAAACAGUGCUUUCAUAUUCUGUGUUUCAGUGCUGGUAUGCCAUUGUGCAAAAUGUAAAAUGUGUACAUUGUUCAAUAUACAGUGUUUGUAUAAUUAUGAAAAUAAAGUAUAAGUGCAAUGA
Clupea harengus (Atlantic herring) is the source of this 4860-nucleotide messenger RNA. RefSeq names its product TUB bipartite transcription factor (gene tub). Gene Ontology annotation, biological process: protein localization to cilium. Gene Ontology annotation, cellular component: cilium. NCBI's taxonomy places the organism in Eukaryota, Metazoa, Chordata, Actinopteri, Clupeiformes, Clupeidae. The record is from RefSeq and is a predicted model, not a curated record.